UAAAGGGGGUGUGCCGUAAAGCCACCAUGAUGAAGUCCGCGUCCUAGCAAGGUGUCGUGGAGCGUGUUGUCAAAGUGUGGGCCCUUUAAGAAACUCCAUGUUUUCUCGUCGUGAUGCGUCAACAUAAAAAGCGGAUGAUGCUGUUAUGUAAAAACACGCACAAGUGAGUCGUACUUGUUGUCUUUUUGGCACCACAUUGGACAAAUAUUUAUCCCUGGACGGUCCCUGCCAUCUUGUUUCUACUCUGAAGAGUAACGACUGACCGCUUUGGCAGUUUGGACUUUUUUUCUUCCUCUUCUUCAAGUCAACAUGAGUCGCCGUACACGCUCUUUUCCUGCUUCACUUGCGGGAAGCGUACACCUGACACAUCCUUCUCCUGCCCUGUGGAAGUGAUUGUUUACCCCCUCAUUCCAUCGCCCGUCCACACGAAAUUGGAUGGCCUCAGUUGAUGACCCAUGAUGAUUCCUGUUGACGGGCCGCUCUGAGCUCCAACCACUGUCGUAGACGAAGUAUCUGCUCCAGGACGAGACCAUGGUGAAAGAUCAGCGAAAACAGCAGGCGACAGGUGGGAAGUCCCACAGGGAAAAGAGAAGUGGAAUGAGGAAAAGCAAAGAGAGAAUGGAGGAGCAGAGAGGAAAGAAGCAGGGGAUGUCACACCGAUUUAGGAAGAAGACAUUGGCGGGGAGCAUGGGAGAUGCACUGGAUUGUUGUGUCCUGCUCACCCGUUUGGAGGAGAAAGGAGUUUUGGGUAAGGACUUGAGGAAAACUUGCAAAGAACCAAGCAGGCAAGUCAAAAAGAAGCAGGACUCCUCUGAAAGAAGGACCAAAUGUCACAAGUUGAAAAAAUCAGCUUCUCAACAAGCACUGGAACCAAAAAGUGGCAAAUCUGAAGCCUUAAUCACGUGGGCCCCGCUUGUUACUGAGCCACGCAGGAGGAGAAUGGCCUCUCUUAAUGCAGAGGCCGUCAACAGCUUGCUGCUCUACAGGGCCGAUUCAUUUGCAUCCAAUCCCACUAAGAAAGGGCAGCCUUCAAAUGAAGCUCUGCCUAAAGGUGAGAGGAAAUCUCAUGGAGCCAAAAAGGUUCUCCAGCGAGGGAAAACAGACUUCAAAGAUAGUAAUAAAAAACAGAAGCGGUCCACGGUGGAGACUCCGCCAGUCGACUGGUUGAGUCUGUUUGCCCCGACCCCUCGGCGUCAGGCAGGCCUCACCGCUGCGACACUGCUUAAACUCACCAGUUCCCUCUAUGGAAACAAGCGGCAAAAGAAGCAGGAGUCCAAGCCUGUGAGCGAAAGUAAGGCUAAGGAUUCAACUCAGGUUGAGAUUAGCGGUAAGCCUUUAAGUGGAGCAACACCGCAGACCAAAAGAAGAACAAAUCCAAAACACAAUGAGCAGCUAAAGCAUAUUAAACAGGGUAAAGAGGAUCCAGUUCAUUCCCAACCAGGCUCUCCUGUCCAGGGAUGUUGUAGUCUCUGUAAGACGGGGGCUUUGGACCCAGAGUGGAAGUCAGGUGGACAAGAGUGUUUGAAGACACGCCACUGUGGCUCCACGCUAGGAUUCUCCUUAAAAACAAUCAAAGAAGAGCAGGAAGAAACCGAGCUGUCAACCUGCUAUUGCUGUACGCAAGAGAGGUGCGUUGAGUACUGUCACAGACUGGCCCUCUUCCUCAAAGAUAAGACCAUCAAAGAGCCGGACGACCAAGGCUCGGUCUCUGAGGUGUUCCAUCACCAUCACCACCACCACCACCACCAUCAUCACCACCACCACCUCCAGACCAGCCACCCGACAGCCAUAACCAUCACGCCGCACACGUACACCUGUUUCCCCAGCUACUGCGUUCACUUUCGCCACCCGGACUCCUCGCCAUCGUCCAUGACACCCCUCGCUUUAUGUCCAAAGAGCAGCAAAAGACCCAAACUGCUGCCCAGCUCCGGCACACCCCCCUCAGGGAUUUCUCAUUCAGUCUACUGCUGCACCUCCGUGGAAGCGUGCUAUGAAGAGCCCUGCAGGAUCAAUGGCUAUUCCGCUUACGGCAGUGUCAUUCCGGCCAUUUCCAGAGGAGGGUGCAGCAAAUGCACCCAUGGCAUUAACAGAGAUGCCUACUCAUCAACCCUCAAUGACCAUCACAGCCUGUCCUCCAUCCCCAUCUGUCCCAGCCCAAGAAUCCGCACUGGCUGCCCCAUUCCCACUGUGCCCCCAGCCGGCCAAUCAGUGCCCCCGGUUCAGACUCCGUUGUCCGACCCGAGCCAACCGCAGCAGCCCCCCCUGAAUGUGGCCAGGGAGUGUCCGCAGAGUGCCAAGCCGCCCAGCGGGUCCAGGUCCGGCGCACGCAGCAGCGGCGGCAUCAGCCCGGUUGUGUUCCCACUCCAAAAGGAAAAGAAACAGAAGCUCGGUUCUGCCGGCGCCAGACGACAAGCGGUUGCCAAGCAGCCAAAGAACUGCCGCCAAAAGAGUACCAACGGCUGGCGACCAGUCGGCCUCCCCUUUGAAAAUGACGUUUUCUGUCUGGGAGAGGACACUCUGGUGCCGAGGAAGUGCUUUCAAGGAGUCCAGAGGGACAGAGAGCUGAUUCGGGUCAGGGACACUGUCCUGCUGAAAUCUGGACCAAGGAAAAAGUCCCUGCCUUAUGUGGCUAAGAUCUCAGCUCUGUGGGAGGAGCCUGAGACAGGAGAGUUGAUGAUGAGUUUGUUUUGGUACUACCGUCCAGAACACACACAGGGGGGUCGCAAUCCUAAUGUGCAUUGUCAGAAUGAGAUCUUUGCGUCUCGUCACCAGGAUGUGAACAGUGUUGCCUGUAUUGAAGACAAAUGCUUUGUCCUAACACUGGCACAGUAUUGUCGAUUUUGUGCCUUGGUAAAACGCCGAGGCGAGGGCGUACCCGACAGCGCCGCCUCUCUUCUGGUGCCGCCCAUCGUCGGCCCCGCCACACCCCGCCACCGCUGCGUGCCCGACGACGUCGAUCCGGAGCUGGUGUUUUUCUGUCGGCAUGUCUACGACUUCCGCUACGGACGCCUCCUCAAGAACCUGCAGUAGCGUCCGACAAAGGAAACGACACAUCCAACACGCUACUUACUACCAGAGACGUUACCUAAGGUCACGUCGCUAAUACUUUAAUUAGCGCCCAAGACCAGCUGCCUGCUGAGGUUGAAGGAUUGCAAGAUUCUUUUGUUUUCACACAGACGCACACAUAUGAAGUAAGGUCUGACAUAUUGUAAUGUUGAAUCAUACAUGACUUCCUGGUAACGCUGCUGUGGUACUUUCUCCUGCAGGUCUUAGUAAUACGCCGUUUGACGUGCAAACUGACAGGAGAGUAUAUGAGGAGAACGCAAUAUGUGCUUACUUACUAAAGAUGCAAAAAAUUAAGUGCCCCCAUAAAUUACUUUUUCCCUGUUGUCCACUUAAGAGGACUUGCUGAUGGACAACAUCUGGCAACCAGUAGAUAUACUUUUAUAAAUGACUCGAUCAUUUUCAAUAAAAUAAAUUAAGUUAAUAAGCUAAUAUAAAAAAAAAAAUUUUUAAAUUACCCUGCGGUUGGUCCAGGUUGUGACCCGCCACUCGCUCAGCGUCAGCUCGGAUAGGCACCAGUUUACUCUAAUAAGGGGGUGGGGGGGUCUUAGCAUAUACAACUACAACAAUAGACUCAAAAUGGUAAAUGGGUGACCUACUCACAGAAGCCACAAAAAAGGCUGUUACUAAAAACAAUGGCUUUCGAAACACAUUUAGUAUCGGUAACGAAUGUUUUUAGCAGACGUUUACUGGACAGACCAUUGAAGGUACAGUCGUCCCUCGCCACAUCAAAUUUUGUCGUUUUUCUUUAAGCAUGUUCGACAUUUUUACCCUACAUUAGGCAUUUCCAAGCAUAGAAACAGCGAAGUGGAGUAAUAAUAUCAAUACUUCAGUAGUAUUGGUCACUAAACUAAUCAGAGCACGCUGUUCAGUAUGGUGGCUAAUGAUUGGCUCGGCCUCCUCCAGCACCACUACAGUAUAUUAGAUUAGAGGGUGUUAUUUGGUGUCUAGAGGGCUCUCAUAAUGUUAAAAAACAUACAGUAUUUAAAAGGUCGUAAACAGUUUUUUUAUGCUUUCUACUUUGUGGAAAUGAAUUUGUCGCGGUCAUGUCCGGAACCAAUUAACAGCGAUAAAUGAGAGGCGACUGUACUACAUUUUCCUAGAAGUGACACGUAGCUUCACGUAGUUAGUGACCAGGUAAAAUAUGUUCCCUCCAAAAUCCAACUGAGUUGCUUUGCAAAGUGAAAAACCAAGCGGAGGGACUUAGAAUGCGGACUAUAUCGUACUCUGUGGCGGCGUCACGGCGGAGUGUAUAUUUGCGUUUUGUCAGUCGCCUGUAUUCUUUCGCUGUGAGUAAGUAGAGGAUGUAUUCGCUGGUAGCAUUUAGACGGCGGUGAUGAUGCAUUCCUCCAUCUUUGAAGAGAAGAUAACAUAUUUAUUUCUGUACGAAGAAAAUCUAUAAUUUAUUUUCAAAAGAAAGACUUGUAGACCAGUUAGUUUCUGGUUUUAGCUGCACUGUUUGCAAUAUUGGUGUUUGUGUGACUGAUGAGACCUUGUGGUGAUCUAUUCAAGUCCUCCCUGCAGGUUUCACCAUAGUUUAAAGUCAUCUGCUUGAUCACAGGAAGUAGUUUGACUUCUUCUUUUUCUUCACCUUCUCUGCUUUGCCUCCUCAUUUUUUACUACAGACAAUGAUUUGUGCCCUUCAGCUUGCUGCCUUAUAGAACAUUCCCAGACUUUUAUUUGGAAAUAUGUUGGCUUUAUGAGGGUUUAGAUCACACACACACACACACACACACACACACACACACACACACACACACACACACACACACACACACACACACACACACACACACACUUUUUUACUCAUCUGAUCUUUGGAGGCCUAAACUUAACAUGUCCACACUGCACACCUAAAACAUGCACACUCAUUGACUCGACAAACAACAGCUUGAGAAUUAUCCUUAUUUAUUAUCAUGUGAAUGAGAAAGUACUUAUAUUUAAAAGAAUAAAAUAAACUUGCACAAAAGAUUAUUUUUUUGCAGAAAUAUUGGCCUGUUUUUUGGCUUGGCGCACUUUUGUUAUUAUGCAACUUUAUUUUAAUAACAAUUUUUGCUUUAAGCCAUAACAGUGCUUCCCCUAGUGGCCAUAAAAAAAUGCACAAAUAUUUUGGUUAUCUUAAAAGUAAGCACAAAUUACCCGCAACAGAUAUCAUUACCAAGCAAAUUAGAUUGUAUUUGUUAUUUUAAUCCCUAAUACAAAUAAGAAUAUAUGUGAUGUUGUGGCAUAAAACAAAAAUAUACAAUUUGGAAUAGUAUGCUCCUAUGUUGUACAGCUCCAAAAUAAAUGAUAAAUAAAUGUAGUAUUCAUUCAGCCAGUUCUCACAAGAAUUUAGUAGAAUUACAAUAAAAAAUAUGUCCAUGAUAAAAAAUAAAAAGUGUACAAAUAAUGUAUAAUAUAUAUUUAAUAAAUUUACAAUUAACAUUUUUGUGAAAAUAUUGGUUUGUUGGUACACCUUUUAUCAGAAUCAAAUGCAUUGGCCAAGUAUGUUUAACACACAAAGAACUAUCAUAAAAAUAUUUUUUAAAUAUGAAUUAUGCAUAAAGAUGAUCUUUUAUUCAUCUUUCAUAUUGGGCACAAAAAUAGAACAACAAGAAAUUGUUUAAAAAGUUUAGUUUUUUGUUCUAAUUGGAAACAAACUAUUUUGUUGCUGUUUUAAAUAAAGAAAAAAGACGUGAUAAAAGACGCUUUUAAUUUCAUGGCGACCAUAUUAAAAAUAUUUGAAUUCAAAUAAAUGUAUUAUAUUGUUUUAAUUAACUUGGUUUUUAAGAAUUUAGUAAAAAAAAAAAAAAAAAAGUACAAAAUGUGUUCAUACUUUUUUUUUUAUUUAAGGAAAAUGCACUUUUUAAUAGAAUACAAUUAGAAGAAAAGUUUUUUGGUGUUGAUAUAGUUGAAGGUUGACUUUAAAAACUGUUGUUAUUAUUAGCCAAAAUGUAAUAACAUGAUACUUUUUGUAGCAAAAUACAGCAUUCUGUGCACAACAUGUCCGCUUGCUAUAUCAUUGAGUGUUUUGUUGCAGGAUUUACCUUUUUUGUACAUUUAGACGCUAAUUUAGGAGGGAAAAAAGAACAUUUGAAUAACUUCCUACUAAAUUCUGGUGAGAAUACGUUGCUUUGUUUCCGCUCUGAUCUGACUGAAAUGAAUGCAAAGUGACAGAUGAUUGCGCUUCACAAGUUCAAGUCCUUUAAGAAAGUCCCACUGGGUGUUCUUCCAGUACAGUGUGGCCUUAGAAGUCACUCAGCUCUUCUCGUUAAUCAACAUGUGAUACUAUAUGUCUUAAUUGGUCCUCUGUGCCUGUCCUUGUACGCCCAUAUUAACACACACACACACACACACACACACACACAAAUAUAAAUACAUAUACAAGUGUUAUUUCCAGGAAGACAAAUGUGAGCAGUUAGUUUAUUUUGAUGUUUUACUUCCAAAUGCCUUUCUUUCCUUUCAGUCAGAUGACACUGGUCUGUUGUUGACUUGCACCAAAAAAAAAGGUAUCGAACAUGAACUGCUUAUCAUUCCUAUGUAAGUGUAGAAGAAUGUUCUAGCUAAAUGUCGGUUCUUCUGGUGUGAGUUUAUGUUCGUAUUCUCUGCAUGGCAUUUGGGAAGUACAGUAUCUUGGAAAUAUUAAUCACAGCACAGUUUAUUUGUAAUGAUUCCAAUGGACCUCUGUAAUAUAAGAAAAUAUUUAAUUGUAAUAAAUAAUAUAUGAGUUUGACAUGUGUAUUUGAAUGUGUGAGUACCCUGUAUCCCCUCUGUACAUCAUACAUUUCUAUGGUUGACAGAUGUAGUAUCAGCUCUUGACCACCAUGGGGCGUUCUCACUAAAAGGCCUACUUUCAGGCCUCUUCAGAAUGAAGAACUACACUCUAUUGCCAAAAGUAUUUGGCCACCCAUCCAAAUGAUCAGAAUCAGGUGUCCUAAUCACUUUGCCCGGUCACAGGUGUAU
Molecule: messenger RNA, 7005 nt
Organism: Nerophis lumbriciformis (worm pipefish)
Lineage: Eukaryota; Metazoa; Chordata; Actinopteri; Syngnathiformes; Syngnathidae
Gene: bahd1
Product: bromo adjacent homology domain containing 1
Biological process (GO): heterochromatin formation; negative regulation of DNA-templated transcription
Cellular component (GO): chromatin silencing complex
Molecular function (GO): transcription cis-regulatory region binding; chromatin binding
Source: RefSeq, a predicted model, not a curated record